Messenger RNA from Megalops cyprinoides (Indo-Pacific tarpon), 2104 nucleotides. RefSeq names its product basic leucine zipper and W2 domain-containing protein 1-A. The record is from RefSeq and is a predicted model, not a curated record. Gene Ontology annotation, cellular component: cytoplasm; membrane. Bases 108 to 1367 code for a protein of 419 amino acids. Gene Ontology annotation, molecular function: protein binding. Lineage: Eukaryota; Metazoa; Chordata; Actinopteri; Elopiformes; Megalopidae. The transcript is spliced from 12 exons.
UUAUUGUGGGGAUUUUUUUGUUGGGGCUGAGGUGUGAAAUCGAGUGGCAGUCAUUUUGGGUUCUAGCUACAACUGUUUUUAAUCUGCAUUAUUUUCGGGUGUCUUUUAUGAAUAAUCAAAAGCAGCAAAAGCCAACGCUAACCGGCCAGCGUUUUAAAACUAGGAAAAGAGAUGAAAAGGAGAGAUUUGACCCUACUCAGUUUCAGGAAAGUAUUGUUCAAGGUCUGAAUCAAACUGGCACUGAUCUGGAAGCAGUCGCGAAGUUCCUUGAUGCCUCUGGCGCUAAACUUGACUACCGUCGGUAUGCCGAGACACUCUUCGACAUCCUGGUGGCUGGCGGAAUGCUGGCCCCGGGUGGAACUCUGGCUGAUGACGUGACCCGUACAGAGUUCUGUCUCUUCACAGCACAAGAAGACCUGGAGACCAUGCAAGCCUAUGCUCAGGUUUUUAACAAACUAAUCAGGCGUUACAAGUACCUAGAGAAAGGGUUCGAAGAGGAGAUCAAGAAGUUGCUGCUGUUCCUAAAGGGUUUCACUGAGUCGGAGCGCAACAAGCUUGCCAUGCUGACAGGGAUCCUCCUGGCCAACGGGAGCAUAUCUGCCUCCAUCCUGAGCAGUCUCUUCAACGAGAACCUCGUCAAAGAAGGUGUCUCGGCGGCCUUUGCUGUAAAACUGUUCAAAUCGUGGAUAAAUGAGAAGGACAUCAACUCUGUUGCCGCCAGUCUCCGAAAAGUGGGCAUGGACAACAGGCUGAUGGAACUCUUCCCUGCCAACAAGCGAAGCUGCGAGCACUUUUCAAAGUACUUCACCGACGCCGGGCUCAAGGAACUGUCGGACUUUGCCCGGAAUCAGCAGUCCAUCGGGGCUCGGAAGGAGCUGCAGAAAGAGCUCCAGGAGCAGAUGUCCCGCGGGGAUCCGUUCAAAGACAUCAUUGCCUAUGUCAAGGAAGAGAUGAAGAAGACCAACAUCUCGGAGCAGACAAUGGUCGGCAUCAUGUGGACUAGCGUGAUGAGCUCAGUGGAGUGGAAUAAAAAGGAGGAGCUGGUCACCGAACAAGCCAUCAAACACUUGAAGCAAUACAGUCCCCUCCUGAAAGCCUUCACCUCCCAGGGGCUGUCAGAGCUCACCCUGCUGCUGAAGAUCCAGGAGUACUGCUAUGAUAACAUUCACUUCAUGAAGGCCUUUCAGAAGAUAGUGGUGCUGCUUUAUAAAGCGGAUGUUCUGAGUGAAGAGGCCAUUCUGAAAUGGUACACCGAGGCCCACCUUGCGAAAGGAAAGAGCGUUUUCCUCGAACAAAUGAAGAAGUUUGUCGAGUGGCUCAAGAAUGCAGAAGAAGAAUCUGAGUCUGAGGAAGAGGAAGGGGACUGAGCCACACGUUUUUAAAAUAAAGUAGCAGGAGGAGCAGUAGAAUGUUUUGUUACAAAGUGCUUGUCUUUUUAGUUUCUUUUUUUCUAUUCUACCUCCUGUAUUUUCAACCAUAAUGUUUAGAUGUAAUUUAAGGGCUUUAAUAAUCAGUUCCAUUUUAACUCCUUUUUCUAAAUAAACUAACAAAAAGUUUACACUUGACAUAGCCGGAAUUGUGAAUCCAGCCUCACUAGUGUAUGAAUUCACCCACGGCAGAAAGUGUUGCUACAUUUGGAAAUCCUUAAAUUGACCUUGGCAUUCUUUUUGUACGGUUCUUAUGCUCCCUUUAUUCUGGAAUCAAACAUUCCAUUUGAUGUAGGUUACCGUCAACACCCACAAUUGCUGCUUUUCAAAAAGACUUGGACAGGACUCGGGUAUUUGGGUUACACAUUUGAGUGCAUUCACACUGCUUAUUUUAAGGAUGUUUUCCUUUUUCUUUGAACAGUUAUUGCCUUUUUGCCAAAGGAGUAAGCCCUGCUUUUUAAAUGUAGGUUUUAGCCAGCUAUAUUGUAUUCUUUUCACUUUGGAUAAAGUAUACAAGAAUAAUGUUAUGAUCAAAUGACAUGGCACCAGUGGAGUGUCAUUUGAACUGAAAUUGGACAUUGUUGGUAAUUUACAGUGCCAGCUCAUUGAUAUUGGUUGCUCUUUUCUUUACCCUGAUAUCAAUUGAAUUUUUUUUUAAAUAAAGAGAAUUAAAGAUG